Molecule: messenger RNA, 1571 nt
Organism: Calidris pugnax (ruff)
Lineage: Eukaryota; Metazoa; Chordata; Aves; Charadriiformes; Scolopacidae
Product: pepsin A-like
Exons: 9
Coding region: 284-1423 (379 amino acids)
Biological process (GO): proteolysis
Molecular function (GO): aspartic-type endopeptidase activity
Source: RefSeq, a predicted model, not a curated record
AACUGGGGGUGGGGAUGCUUCUCUUCCAGCCUCCCCCAAGCAUCCCCGUGUCCCGAUGGUGGUGUUUGACCCCAUGGAAUGAUGGCCAACCCUCAACUUGACAUUUCCCCCCCCCUCCUCCUCUCCCUUAAGGACGUUGUGAUAACUGUCCCCGGAGCCGUUUGCCUUUCUUAUCGGGGACGGUGGCCAAACAAGCCUGGCCAGGAUAUAAGGAGCUGGGGCCAGGACCCGUGGUGUACCUGGUGUGUCCCUUCGCCUCAGUUGUUGGCCGGUAGAAGACACCAUGAAGGUGGUCCUGCUCCUUGCCUUGGUGGCCAUGGCCCACGGACUCGGCUACAGGGUCCCUCUGAAGAAGAUGAAGUCCCUGCGGCAGACGCUGAGGGAGCAGGGCUUGCUGGAGACCUACCUGAAGCAGCACCACUUCAACCUGGCCUCCAAGUACUUCCCCGCCCGCAUCAACGCCGAGCCCCUGCAGAACUACCUGGACAAUGAGUACUUUGGCACCAUCUCCAUCGGGACCCCAGCCCAGGAGUUCACCGUUGUCUUUGACACCGGCUCCUCCAACCUGUGGGUGCCCUCGGUCUACUGCUCCAGCCCUGCCUGCACCACCCACAACCGCUUCAACCCAGCCCAAUCCUCCACCUUCAUCGGCACCAACGAGAGCCUCUACAUCGCCUACGGCACCGGCAGCAUGUACGGCGUCCUGGGCUACGACACCGUCACCGUCGCCAACAUCGAGGUCCUCAAUCAGAUCUUCGGGCUGGCCGAGAGUGAGCCCGGGGCUUUCUUCUACUACACCCCCUUCGAUGGCAUCCUGGGGUUGGCGUUCCCCAGCAUCGCCUCUUCUGGGGCCACCCCUGUCUUUGACAACAUGAUGAUGCAAAACCUGGUGGCCGAGAACCUCUUCUCCGUCUACCUGAGCAAGGAAGGGCAGAGUGGCAGCUUCAUCCUCUUCGGUGCCAUCGACCCCUUCUACACCACCAACGGCAUCUCCUGGAUCCCGCUCUCCGCCGAAACCUACUGGCAAAUCACCAUGAACAGCGUCUCCAUCGGCGGCAAGGCCAUCGCCUGCGCCUUCGGCUGCCAGGCCAUCGUGGACACGGGCACCUCGCUGCUGGCCGUCCCCGAGAGAGCCCUGGGCACCAUCCUCAGCGUCCUCGGCGCCAACUCCAGGGGCCAGAUCAGCUGCAGCGCUGCCCGCAGACUGCCCAACAUCGUCUUCCACAUCAACGGCAAAGCCUUCCCAGUGCCUCCCAGUGCCUACGUGAUAGAGAACAAUGGGUCCUGCGACCUCGGCUUCCAAGGCAUGGAUGUCCCCACCGAGUCGGGCGAGCUCUGGAUCCUCGGGGACGUCUUCAUCCGCGAGUACUACGUCAUCUUCAACAGGGCCACCAACAUGGUGGGGUUGUCCCGCCUGCCCUGAGCAUGCCACCACGCUGGGGACAGGGACGAGCAGCCCACCUCGCUGUCCUUGGUGGCCCCAGCCCGGUGGCUGGCAGGGCUGGCCCUUGCCCAGCGCUCCUGUCCCCUCUGGUCAUGGCCACCGAGCACAAUAAAGGUGUGGAGAAGCC